Plasmodium gallinaceum is the source of this 1179-nucleotide messenger RNA. RefSeq names its product conserved Plasmodium protein, unknown function. Bases 1 to 1179 code for a protein of 392 amino acids. NCBI's taxonomy places the organism in Eukaryota, Apicomplexa, Aconoidasida, Haemosporida, Plasmodiidae. The transcript has a single exon. Gene Ontology annotation, cellular component: mitochondrion. The record is from RefSeq and is a predicted model, not a curated record.
AUGAUUAAUCUGAGAAUUUUUUCUUGUGGUGGAAUAAUUAAAGAAAAUAAUAAAAGAAUUUUAAUAAAAACCAAUUUGAACUAUUUUAGUACAUUAAAAAAUCAUGAAAAAUAUUAUCGUAAAUUUAUAUGUCCGUCUAACAAAAUUUGUAUAGGACCUAAGAAAACUUUUUUUAACCUAAAUGUAAAUCAUAUCAAUGCCACAUGUAAAAUUAUAGAUAACUGUACCAUAUAUAAUAAAAAAAAAAUUCUGCAAAAAUGUGUAAAUUUUAAUUCUCUUUCCAAUAAUGAACAUAGUGAUACAAAUUUAUUUUCUAAUUUAAAAGGAAAAGAAGAAAUGAAAAAAAACAAUGUAGAUGACAAUGGUAACAAUAAUAUGAAUAUAGAAAAAAAAAAAAUGAAUUAUGAUAUUAAAUAUUUAAAAAAAAAUGAGAAUAUUCCUUACGAUAAAAAUGGAAAAUCUAAAAGAAAUAAACUUUUUAAAAGAAAUUAUUUAAAAAAUAUGCAUUCUUUGUUAUUGACAAAAAAAAUUAAAGAAUCCUUAAAUGGUUUGAAAAGUAGGCAUAGUUAUAAAAUAUUAAUGAAAAGAAUAAAAAUAGAAAAAAAUAAGAUAAAUUCUAUUUUAAUAAAAUAUCAAAUAAAAAAAGGAAACCUAAAAAUUAAUUUCAAUGAACAUAUAUAUAGAAAAGCAAUAAUUAACACAAAAACUAAAAUUUUCACCUUCUUAAAAAGAAAUAAUAAUAAAUCAUUAAUGGAUAUAUAUUACGAAGAAAAAAAAAAAUAUAAAUUAAGAAAACAAAAAUUAUUUGAAUUACAAGAGAAGUUUAUCAAAAAUUCUAAAAUAGCCCAAUCAAGUAUUAAAAAAUUUUUUAAAAAAUACGGCUAUGUUGGCCUAACAACUUACUUUAUUAUAUUUUUAAUAACUUUUUGUUGUUCUUAUUUUUGUGUCCAUUAUAAAUAUAUAUCUUUAUCUGAUUUAAAAUAUGUGUCAGAAAAAAUACAUUUAAACAAAUAUAUUGAUGAAGAUUUACAUAAAAAAAUAGAUUCGUUGUGGGGAGAAUUAUUAUUUGCAUAUAUAGCUUCAAAAAUAUCAGAACCUUUAAGAAUAGUUAUUACAAUUUUAAUUACCCCAUAUAUUGCAAAAGUUAUCAGAUUAAAAAAAAAAAGUAGAAUACUUUAA